This is a messenger RNA of Dentiscutata heterogama, 1335 nucleotides long. The record is from the annotation of a GenBank genome assembly. Lineage: Eukaryota; Fungi; Glomeromycota; Glomeromycetes; Diversisporales; Gigasporaceae.
GACAUAAUUACUUGGAUAAGAAAUAUCAUGUUCAAUUAACACUUGGACAUUUAUCAACUAAACCUCGAAGACCUCCCGUACAUCUUUACGGAAACAGUCAAAUUUCAUCAUUAAAACUUAUUAUGUCCUCUAAACCAGAUACAGGAAUAAUUCCUCAUAACAUUAUAUUACCAUUGGGUGAUGAUCGAGAAGUUUUUUCUUUUCAAACAGAUACCCUUAAUAAACUUUCACUUGAGUUUGAUAUCUUUCCUACAUUCGGAUCAAAAGUUAUCGGCAAAGGAGUUGCAUUACCACACGUAUUUAACUUUACCAACGGUCGCGAAAGAAGGAAUAAUUUGGUGACUGAAGGGACAGGCGGGAAAUGUAUCUGUCCUGUAUUUGAUACACAUCUCAAAGUCGUUGGAGAAUUAUCAUUUGAAUUUGCUAUUGUGAAACCAUUUCAAGGUGUACAACUUGAAAUUGGAGGGCAAGUAGAAACUUAUUGGAAAUCUACCAAUACAGUAUCACUCCCUGGAUCCGUUGGUGACCAAUCUCCAAGUACUGGAGGAACUAAUAGUAGGAACAUAUCAUCAUUCAUAACUAGUUCUUCAUUAUCAGGGGAGUAUAUCCAGAUCGUAGUACAAGUGACCAGAGAUAUGGUUGCUGUUGUGUAUUCAGAAUGGAUGUUACCAGUCGAAGGAUUUGAUUUAAGUGUAUCCGAUGUUACAGUUAAACAAUUUAAAUCAUUAAGUCAAAAUUGUCCACCAAGCAUAUCUUACUUUAGAGGAAGUUUUAAAGUCAAUCUUGAAAUCAAAUAUCCUACCGUGUUCGAAAUGUCACGAUAUUGGUUCUCUGACAUUCCCGACAUCAACACUUAUGUAGAUACAAUUCUUCAAACUGUAUAUGAUCAUGCGCAAGGUAACACCACCAAUAAUGGAGACGGUAAACCACCUUCCAAUCGAUCUGUGAUGUUUUCGUCAUUUAAUCCAGCAAUUUGUACUACUUUGAAUUGGAAACAGCCAAAUUACGCGGUGUUUUUCAAUUCAUAUUGUGGAUUUGACAACAAAACAAUCAAUUAUGGUAAAAAACGUAAGGAGCAAGGGGACGACGCGACACAUGGAGAAGAAAUUGAACAAGAUAAGCGUUGUACGUCUAUUAAGGAAGCAGUCAAAUUUGCAAAGAUAAAUAACCUUUUAGGUGUCAUUUUUGAGGCCACAUUAUUGGUUCAUGUUCCAUCAUUAAUAACUAACGUUAAGCAAGCUGGAUUAAUAUUAACUACGUUUGGAUCCGCGAAUAAUGAUCCUCGUAAUAUUCGGAUCCAAGAAAGAUAUGGGGUCGAUGCUAUGGUUAUUGAUG